AUGCUUCCUGGUGGAUCUCAACAGGUCGUGGCUGACGUGACCGACGUGGCCGACGGUACCGAAGCCCAGCCUUCCACUUCACAUCGAAGCACUAUGCCAGACGACGAUUUCAACUGGCAAAUAACAUUAGCUCGCAAGGUAGUUGCCAUCACUGGAGCUAAUCGUGGUAUUGGGCUCGGUAUCGCGGAAGUUUGCCUCUCGAAUUCCGCCAGCAUGGUCUACUCUCUAGACCUGAUGCAGCCGGGAGAAGAAUUUGCCAGCUUGCAAAAGAAAUACCCCAACUUGCAAUUCAUCCAGACUGAUGUCACAUCGGAGGAGAGUGUAGAAAACGCUGUCGACGAAGUCGUGAAGAGCACUGGUCGCAUUGACGGCUUGGUGGCCAACGCUGCUUUAUCCCCCGUUCUGACUCCGGCACAGGUGUUCGGUGCUUAUUUCUGCGCGCAAACCGCGGCUCGUAAAUUCAUUGAACUUGGAAUCAAGGGCUCUAUUGUGAUGACAUUCAGUAUGACUUCUUACCGACCGAAUCGGGCUGCACCUUCUGCCCCGUAUGGAGCCACCAAGGCCGCUGUGCGGAAUAUGUGCCACACCCUCGCUAUGGAAUGGAGCGAACAUGGCAUUCGCGUGAAUAGUAUAUCCCCCGGUUUCGUACGGACAGCCAUGACUUAUUAUGUGGAGAAGGCAGCCGACUGGGAUCUCAAAAUGCAGUAUUAUGGUGGUAUGCCGCGUUUGGCGGACCCUCGCGAGUUGGGCGGAGCAUAUGUGUACCUUCUCAGUGAUGCAAGCUCGUAUACCACCGGAAUCGAUAUCCCAAUCGCGGGGAUUGUCGGGGCGUGGUGA
This is a messenger RNA of Penicillium brevicompactum, 837 nucleotides long. RefSeq lists its product as uncharacterized. Gene Ontology annotation, cellular component: intracellular anatomical structure. The coding region runs from base 1 to 837 and encodes 278 amino acids. The record is from RefSeq and is a predicted model, not a curated record. The transcript has 4 exons. Gene Ontology annotation, molecular function: oxidoreductase activity, acting on NAD(P)H, oxygen as acceptor. Lineage: Eukaryota; Fungi; Ascomycota; Eurotiomycetes; Eurotiales; Aspergillaceae.